Molecule: messenger RNA, 1253 nt
Organism: Dissoconium aciculare CBS 342.82
Lineage: Eukaryota; Fungi; Ascomycota; Dothideomycetes; Mycosphaerellales; Dissoconiaceae
Exons: 2
Coding region: 217-843 (208 amino acids)
Biological process (GO): mRNA splicing, via spliceosome
Cellular component (GO): spliceosomal complex; U4/U6 x U5 tri-snRNP complex
Molecular function (GO): zinc ion binding; nucleic acid binding
Source: RefSeq, a predicted model, not a curated record
GCGCAAGUUUCUGCCAACAGUCAAACAUUACUCCCUUUCAAAAGCCAGGACACAGUGUGUGUCUAGGAAUGUGUCGAAGUCGCUGUGUUUGCAGCUUGCCAACCCGAGCGGAUGGUCAGAGCUUUUAAGACCUCUGCCAUUUUCCGCGCCAGCUCCGAGUCCUGAACUUUACUCCCACCACUUGAACUACCGGACUGAUCCAAUGCCGGCAUCGACAUGACCGAUCGUAAGGGCGCGUACGGCGCAGCCUCAAACAACGAUGCGUCGUUUCGACGUACUUGGGAUCGCGAGGAAUAUGCAGCCAAAGCGGCUGAACGCGAAAAGAAAAUAAAAGAGGAGGGCAAAGCCAGGUACGAAGCAGCCGUCGCCGGCAAGAAAUACGUCCGCCGCGCUUCCACGCCCCCUGAUGCUCACGACACCGAGGCUCGCAAGGCGAGACUGAAUGUUGCGGAACAAAUUGGUAAAACGACAAUCGUUCCCGCUGGCGCGUCCCAGGGAAAGCGGGGGAAAGGCGCUGGUUUCUACUGUGAUGCUUGCGAUCUUACAUACAAAGACAAUCUGCAAUUUGUGGAUCACUUGAAUAGUAGGCAGCAUUUGAUCGCUACGGGAGAGACUGGCCAAGUCAAAACUGCCACCUUGGAAGAGGUCAAGGAGCGUUUCGAGUACCUGAAGCGCAAGCGCGACGAGGAGAUGGCCCGAGAUACCGUGGACCUGUCAACGAGGAUCGCCAUUGCAACAGAGCAAGAUGAGAAGUUGCGCGAGGAACGCAGGCAACGGCGCAGUGAGAAACGACGCAAGAACAAAGUUGGUCCAGACGUGCAAGAUGUGAAGGUGGAAGGCUGAAAGGACUAUCUGCCGAAGGCCGGACUUGUCCUUGACUUUCAAUUCCUGACCUCUAAACAGUUGACACUUAUUGCAGCCCGGACGGACAUAUGGCUAGUUUGCGCAAGCGACUUGACUCAUUUAUGCCACAACAUCAAUAUCUGAGCUGGAUUUGGGCAAUGUCUGGAAGCCCGACGCCAUGCCACUGACAAGACAUGCGCGGAAUGAAUUUAGCAAUAUUUUCGGGCUAGCCCAUUGUGCGAGUUUAGGCAGCAAACGCCGUGAUGAUCCCUGUUUCCCUCUCGAAAGAAGAAUUUGAAGAACUCCGUGCGGAACUCUUUUCUGACAUGGGUGCAGGUUUGAGCGGCUGCAUAUAGCUCAGAGCGACUCUACACGAAGUCGCUGACUAGACAUCCAAUACGACAAAAUCG